This is a messenger RNA of Alternaria alternata, 2175 nucleotides long. Its product is annotated as HET-domain-containing protein. The transcript has 2 exons. Lineage: Eukaryota; Fungi; Ascomycota; Dothideomycetes; Pleosporales; Pleosporaceae. The record is from RefSeq and is a predicted model, not a curated record. The coding region runs from base 1 to 2175 and encodes 724 amino acids.
AUGACUCCCCCUGUAACACUCCCUAAAAUCUCAUGGGCGCCGCGGUCCGCAGUACCGAUCAACAGACUUGGCUUCAUCACACCUAAGAGCGAGCCAUCUAGCUCCUCGAAAGGGACCAACUGGGCAGAAGUGCUGGGUCAGGUCAGCAAAUUGUACAGCUACCAACGGAUAUCCAAGGAUCGCGUUCGUCUGCUACUGAUCAAGCCUGGCACGUUCGAAGAGCAGAUAAAUGCUUCAUUGCUGGUGGUCAGCGAUGAUCAGCUCGGGAGUGAAUCGUUCCCUUAUUCAGCCCUUUCGUAUAACUGGGGCAAUAGCGAGGAUGAUUGUACCAUCGUUAUUCAAGACGACCCAGCAUCGUCACCCGUCAAGUCCAUAGACGAGGCAGUAGACGUGCUCCGAGUGGUUACGCAAGAUAAGAUGAUGAAGAUCAAGCCCAACCUCUACGAAGCUCUACGGCAUCUUCGAAAGGAGAAUCAGAUCGUCGCGCUUUGGGUGGAUGCGCUGUGCAUCAACCAGUUCGAUAUCAACGAGAAAGAAGAGCAAGUGCUGAAAAUGGCACAAAUAUAUCGCAAAGCGUACAACGUGAACGUAUGGCUCGGCUCUGCCAAUCCUGGCGACUUGGUCUCGAAUAGGGCUAUGGCUUUCAUUCCCAAGGUCAUCAAUCCAGACAACCAUGCCGCACUUUUGGCAAACGACGCCUACAUAGAAGAUUGGGCAAGCCUGUACGAACUUCUUAAAUGGAGCUGGUUUUCACGACGCUGGGUCAUACAAGAGCUGGCGUUCGCUCAAUCCGCUUCAGUCCACUGUGGCAAGCAUGUGCGAGAUUGGAGCGACUUUCAGACUGCCAUCGCUAUCUUCCACCGACACUUCGAUGGACUAAAAGCCCGACUCAUGAUGCAUUAUGAGUCCUCUCAAGUCAAGCGCAGCCACCAGGAUGAUGAUUCGACUCUUGAGAUAGAGCACCUUGGUGCAAAACUACUUGUGGAUAUGACAUCAACCUUGUUUCGCAAGCGACCCGACGGUUCUCUUGAGUCUACGAGAGGCUUAGAGAACUUAGUAUGCUCUUUGUCCGGCUUCGAUACAUCUGAUCCCCGCGACACGAUCAAUGCCUUCAGGAGCAUAUCUAAGGAGAUGAACAGAUACGACCAGCGUGUUGCAGGAGCUCAUAAUCCACCACCUGCGCCGAAUUACGGCAAGGAUCUUUUCGAGAUCUACCGCGACUUUGUCCAAUGGGUCGUAAAGACCACAGGAUCCUUGGACAUAAUUUGUCGCCACUGGGCCUUGAAGGAACGCAAAGAGCCAACACCAACGACCCCUCGUCUGGUUCAACUACCUUCUUGGAUCCUUUUCGUGGAGGACUCUGCCUGGGGAAAGGGUGAAGAUCUUUUUCGCGGCCGGAAGGCUGGCGAUAGCUUUGUUGGGCUACCCGGCAGCAACAACUACAACGCCUGCGGUAGUCAUCGCAAGCACGCUGUUGUUGAGUUUCCCCAAAGCCCCAUACACCACGGUUCGACUGCAUCAACCCAGGUCACCCACGAUAUGUCGAUGCGUGUGAAGGGUGUCAUGAUAGGCACAGUCUCGUUCCGCACCGAUCCAUUCCCCGAUGGUGUCAUCACUAGGGACUGUCUAGAAGGUCUAGGCUGGCGCUUCGAUAAAGAUGCGAAAGAGAUUGACGAAGUUCCCGCUCAGUUAUGGCAAACACUUGUUGCGGACCGCGACCCAUAUGGAAACGCACCUCCUCAUUGGUACAAGGCAGCAUGCCAACACUGUCUUAGCUACCAAACAAACAACGGUCACAUGAACAUCAGCACCAUAUUACGUCGCAACCUCCAAGUCGGUUUCCAGAACAUAGUACACGAUUAUCUUCGUCGCGUCCGUGCUGUGACCUGGAACCGAUCUUUUCUCAAAGGUGACCCUAUCUGUAACGCCACUUCCGGAACUUGCGAACCUUAUCAGCAUGAUAAACUCGUUGGCUUUGGACCACCCAAGACCGAAAAGGGGGACGUUAUCGCCAUUCUAUAUGGCUGCAGCGUUCCUGUAGUUCUCCGGCCUACCGAAAGCAGCUCGGGUGAACACCUUGGUUAUCGAUUCGUUGGCGAGGCUUACAUCUACGGUAAGAUGGAUGAUGAAGCUUUCGGCGUCCAUUGCAAAGAGGAAACUUUCAAGCUACUUUGA